Cryptomeria japonica (Japanese cedar) is the source of this 360-nucleotide messenger RNA. RefSeq lists its product as uncharacterized. The record is from RefSeq and is a predicted model, not a curated record. Bases 1 to 360 code for a protein of 119 amino acids. Lineage: Eukaryota; Viridiplantae; Streptophyta; Pinopsida; Cupressales; Cupressaceae. The transcript has a single exon.
AUGGAAAGGCUGAGAGAGAGACUAUACGCUUUGAACAAAUUGGAUGAACGAAGGAUGAUGGCUCAGUGGGUGACAGAAACAGCCCAGAAAAGACGGAAGGGUUGGCACGACAAGCAUCUUCGGCGAAUGAAGUUUACUUCUGGGCAGUUGGUGUUGAAGUUCAAUGGAAGGAACGAAAUCAAACCUAGGAAAUUUACAGUGCGAUGGCUAGGGCCCUUCAAGGUACGCGAGGUCAAUACCAAUGGAGCAAUUAAGUUGUGGACGUUGGACGGGGAAGAGAUACCAGACGCCGUCAACGGGUCGAAAUUAAAAGUUUACCAUGAACGGAGGGAGCCUGGACCAUCCAGUCAGGAUGCUUGA